Messenger RNA from Setaria italica (foxtail millet), 1454 nucleotides. Its product is annotated as basic 7S globulin 2. NCBI's taxonomy places the organism in Eukaryota, Viridiplantae, Streptophyta, Magnoliopsida, Poales, Poaceae. Gene Ontology annotation, biological process: proteolysis. The transcript has a single exon. Gene Ontology annotation, molecular function: aspartic-type endopeptidase activity. The coding region runs from base 22 to 1299 and encodes 425 amino acids. The record is from RefSeq and is a predicted model, not a curated record.
CAACUCCUUGAGCCGCCCAAGAUGGCGCUGCUGCUCGCCGUCUCCCUCUGCCUGGCGGCAUCCUUGUCCCCUUGCACACUGGCAGCGGCAGCUCAGGGCGGCAAGCGGCCCCUGGUGACGGCCAUCACCAAGGACCCGGCAACCUCUCUCUACACCUCCCCGCUCAAGGACAGCCGCCCGCUCGUCCUCGACCUCUCCGGCCCGCUCAUCUGGUCCACCUGCGACCGCGCGCACCCGACGCUCCAGUGCCACCACCACGACUGCGCCCACGCCCACAGCUACCACCCGCCCGGCUGCCCGCACACCGGCUAUGGCAAGGCCGACGAGGAAGACCGCUUCAGGUGCAAGUGCACGGCGCACCCCUACAACCCCGUCGCCGGCAGGUCCGCGACGGGCGACCUGACGCGCACCAAGCUCUCCGCCAACGCCACGGACGGCAGGAACCCGCUGUUCCCGGUCUCCUUCCCCGCCGUUGCCUCCUGCGCGCCGGCGUCCCUCCUCGCUAAGCUCCCGGCCGGCGCGGUCGGUGUCGCCGGGCUCGCGAGGUCGAGGGUGGCGCUGCCCGCGCAGGUCGCGCGCACGCAGGACGUCGCCGACAAGUUCAUCCUCUGCCUCCCGAGGAGCGGCGACGGCGUGGCGAUCUUCGGCGGGGGCCCGCUGUUCCUCUUGACGAGCACCUCACCGCCCUCGGAGGCGGGGGUUGAUCUCACGAAGCUGACAUACACCCCGUUGCUCAGCAGGAAAGGCAGCUCCAGCUACUACCUCCCCGUGAAGGCCAUCGCCUUCGACAAGGCGCAGGUGCAACUCCCGGGGAACCCACUUGCCACUGGUGGCGUGGUGCUCGGCACGACGGCGCCGUACACCGAGCUCCGGCCCGAUGUGUACCGCCCGUUGGUGGACGCUUUCGACAAGGCCCUGAUGCGGCGGUGGAACAUCAGCAAGAGGGUUCCGGCAGUGGCACCCUUCGAACUUUGCUACGAUUCGAAGACGCUCCCUGGUCCGACCCGGAUCGGCUGGCUUGUCCCUGACAUAGACAUCGUGCUCGAGGGUGGAAAGAACUGGACACUGGGCGGCCUUAGCUCGAUGGUAGACGUCAACAACUUCACGGCGGCGUGCUUCGGGUUCGUCGAGAUGAAGCUAGGAAAGGGCGGAUACGGUGGGGCGCCGGCGGUGGUCAUCGGAGGGUUCCAGAUGGAAGACCAUGUGCUGCAGUUCGACCCGGAGAAGCAGCAGCUCGGGUUUGCCAAGUUGCCGAUUUUUAUAUCGUGCCGUAACUUCAAUUUCACGCUGAGUCACUAGACUGUAACAACAAACCUGCAUCUCCUUGUUCUGUUUCGAUCGUGGUUGUCAUCUGCCAUAUUAAAUUUGUCACGUAUUUAAGGAUUCUCAUUUUCUUUAAUCGUGUAGGCUAGUAUUUAUGUGUUGACAUUUUGCAAUAUCGACGUACUACCCUG